UAAAUCCUCAUUUUAUUGAAAUUUUUUAAUUAUAAUUCAGGAACAUAUGAGUUCUGUAAUGAAAUGUGCAGUACAGAUGUUGGGUGGUUUUCUACAGAUGGUGAAAGUGUCUCACCAAUAAAAAAAAAAUUAAAUAAAAAAACAAAUGACAGUCAAAAUACUCUAUCAUUUCCUUCUCCACCAUCUAGAAUUCAAGAAACAAAUAUCGAGUGUGAAAAAGAAUGAAAUAUUACCAAGUGUGAUUGAAAAAAAAAAAAUACACAAACUGAAGAAAAGCAAUAUAUGGUCAGAUGAUGAAGAGGUUCAUUUUGAGGAGACCUGUGGAAGUUCACAAGUCCAAAACGAUUCUGAGAAAGAACAAUUAACUAAUAGUCUGUAUAUAAGAAAAGAUGCAGCUAUGUUGCCAAUUAAAGGGUUUCCUUUAACUGAGUCAGAAUUUCAAGCAAAAGUAAUGAAAUACCUGAUCAAACAAGAUCAAAGGCUUGAAAGUAUUGAGAAAAUUUUACUUAAUUUAACAUCUUCAACAGUUGGAGUAACUAAAGAAAUAUCCCCAGUAUGUGAUUUGACUGAGUUACACAAUUUAGAGAAGAGAAUAGAAGAUGAAGAAGAAUUUAAUAAACUAGUUUUAUCACUCUCUGCUGCUGGGGGUAAAGAUGUUAAAGAUUUUGUGAAGAAUAUUAUGGAAAGUGUGGUUACGUAUGAUGUGUUGGCCAAGUUUAAUUUUCGGGUAACUAAUCGCCUCGAAAAAAAUAAAGAGCCAAGACCAAGUAAAGAAGCUUUUAAAAGUCUUAAUAUAUGCAAAAUUGUGUGCUGUGCAGCAAUGAAAGAUAGAAAGUUUUUUUAAGAAGACGUGAUAAAUUGUGUAAAAGAAAUUUUACGUUAUGCUCCAGACAAGGCCACAGGUGGAAGGCGGUUUUCUGUAUAAAACUUUAAAAUUAUAAAAGCAUAAAAUAUAAAUUACUUGUUAACUUAAAAA
Messenger RNA from Hydra vulgaris (swiftwater hydra), 976 nucleotides. NCBI's taxonomy places the organism in Eukaryota, Metazoa, Cnidaria, Hydrozoa, Anthoathecata, Hydridae. The record is from RefSeq and is a predicted model, not a curated record.